UGGCCACGGUGGGCGGGGCACCGUUCAGGUGAGCCAGCUGCUCUUUCGGCCAGGAGAGGGUUGUGCCUACCUCCAGGUCUUUGUGCUCCUCGCUUGCCGUUUCCUUCUCCAAGCAUUUUCCAGGAUAACUGUAACUCCAGGCUCACCAUGGAUGCCCUGCAACUGGCAAACUCGGCUUUUGCUGUUGAUCUUUUUAAACAACUGUGUGAUAAGGAGCCAGUGGGCAAUGUAAUUUUUUCUCCAAUCUGUCUCUCCACUUCUCUAUCACUUGCUCAAGUUGGUGCCAAAGGGGAUACAGCAAGUGAAAUUGGACAGGUUCUUCAUUUUGAGAAUGUCAAAGAUGUGCCCUUUGGAUUUCAAACAGUAACAUCGGAUGUCAACAAACUCAGUUCCUUUUACUCACUGAAACUAAUCAAACGGCUCUAUGUAGACAAAUCCCUGAAUCCUUCAACGGAGUUCAUCAGCUGUACUAAGAGACCCUAUGCUAAAGAAUUGGAAACCGUAGACUUCAAAGAUAAAUUGGAAGAAACGAAAGGUCAGAUCAACAACUCAAUUAAGGAUCUCACAGAUGGUCACUUUGAGAGUAUUUUAGCUGACAACAGUGUGAAUGACCAGACUAAAAUCCUCGUGGUUAAUGCUGCCUACUUUGUUGGAAAGUGGAUGAAGAAAUUUCCUGAAUCAGAAACAAAAGAAUGUCCUUUCAGAGUCAACAAGACAGACACCAAACCAGUACAAAUGAUGAAUCUGGAGGCCACGUUCUGCAUGGGCAACAUUGACAGUAUCAAUGCUAAGAUCAUAGAAAUCCCUUUCCAAAAUAAGCAUCUCAGCAUGCUCAUCCUACUACCCAAGGACGUGGAGGACGAGUCAACAGGCUUGGAGAAGAUUGAAAAACAACUCAGCUCAGAGUCGCUGUUGCAGUGGACAAAUCCCAGCACCAUGGCCAACGCCAAAGUCAAACUCUCCAUUCCAAAAUUUAAGGUGGAAAAGAGUAUUGAUCCCAAGGCUAGUCUGGAAAACCUAGGGCUGAAAAAUAUCUUUAAUGAAGCAACAUCUGAUUUCUCUGGAAUGUCAGAGACCAAGGGAGUGGCCCUAUCAAAUGUUAUUCACAGAGUGUGCUUAGAAAUAACUGAAGAUGGUGGGGAUUCCAUUGAGGUGCCAGGGUCACGCAUCCUGCAGCACAAGGAUGAGUUCAAUGCUGACCACCCAUUCAUUUACAUCAUCAGGCACAACAAAACUCGGAAUGUCGUGUUCUUUGGCAAAUUCUGUUCUCCUUAAAUAGCAUAGUUCCAAAUUAAGUCUCCCCCUCCCCCCGACUUUUCAGUGGAUGUAAAUUUCUAUCCAGGGAAUCCUUUUCUAAAUAUGAUAGAUUGUUAAUGUUGCUGGAUCGGGAAGUAACCAGUCUUAUCAUAUGUAGCCCUCAUGCUAACAGGCUCACCUUUUCCAAUUCUUCUUCUUUUUUCCUCCAUAGAAGACAAUGUCAGACGCUUUUAAUGGAAAGGAAUCACCUUAGAGGAAAAAUAUUUAUUCAUUAUUUGACAAACUGUCCAGGGUUGUCGGCAGAAAUAUUAUCUUCCACAAAGAAAAUUCCCAGAAGGAGGAUCUGGAGGAUUUUUUUUUUUUUAAGACAGAGUCUUACUAUGUCACCCUUGGUAAAGGAUCUUAUUCUGAGAGCUAUGUCCUCUUUCCAUGGCAUAUAGAAUGUUCUAGAUGUCCUUAUUUUCCUGAAAGACUAAAGAAACUGUGGUGAUAGGACCCAUAAAAUUUCACUGGCUCUCAGCAAAGUUGGGCACAUGCUUAGGAGGCCUUAUGUUUCUAGGAGGCAGAUGUUUUUUCAAAGUCCAAAUUUUUAGAAUUUUAGAAAGGAUGUUGCACAUUCUAUAUGUUUUGGAACUCCACUGACAGAGUCUGAGACCUUACAAAUUAACAUAUAUAUAUCUGCAACAAAUGUAGAAUAUUUACACAGAAUAGAUAGUCUCUAAGUAUCCUACAAGUGGUCAAAUUUUGCUGGGAAAUAAUUAUGCUACCAGGUUGUGAAAAUAUACUGUUUACAGAACUUUUUAGAUUGUGGAAUGUUAGGUAAGGAAUUAAAGACCUCUAGUAGCUAAAGUGCAAGACCCCAAGGGGAAAGUCACAUCUUCCUGAAAAAUUGACUUUCUCUUUUGAUGGGUGUCUACCUGGUCAUUUGGUCGGUGCUAGACGGGUAGCAGGGGUUUCUAACUGUCUCACAAGGUUUUGAAUCUUGGACAUCAGGGAUUGAAAUGCACAGGGGCUCUCAAAAUAGCCAAUAAAAUAAUUUUGUGAAUGUUGAA
Nycticebus coucang (slow loris) is the source of this 2309-nucleotide messenger RNA. It is a transcript of the gene SERPINB5, whose product is annotated as serpin family B member 5. Lineage: Eukaryota; Metazoa; Chordata; Mammalia; Primates; Lorisidae. The record is from RefSeq and is a predicted model, not a curated record. Gene Ontology annotation, biological process: negative regulation of endopeptidase activity. The coding region runs from base 148 to 1275 and encodes 375 amino acids. Gene Ontology annotation, molecular function: serine-type endopeptidase inhibitor activity. The transcript has 7 exons.